GUAAUGUAUUUUAUAUUUAAACAUUGAUUUAUAAAAAGUGUUUUUAUGGUAUACAAAUUUUUUAAAUAAAUAUUGUAAUUUGACUAGCUGUAAAAAAUAUGAAAAUAUUGUGCUGACUAAUAUUUGUUACGUAUUAUCAUUUACAAAUAAAGCACUAUGGCAUCAUUUUUAAAUCAUAGAAAUGAUAGUUCCGUUUAUAUAGAAGAAGCUAUAACCAAGGAUAAUGUAACCUAUUAUAAAAUUAUUGUUAAAGUCGGUUUUGCGCAGUGGGACGUAUGGCAUCGCUACAGUGAUUUUGUAGAACUUCACGACAAACUCAUCCGCGAUUAUGGCAUUGAACGGGAUCUACUUCCGCCUAAGAAGGUCAUUCGUAACAAAACACCAAAAUUUAUUGAACACAGACGAGAAGCCCUCAAUGAGUACCUCAAAAAUGUAUUUAACUUUUUGAAUUUGACCAUGCCUUCAGAAUUUGCUCAUUUCCUGGACUUCCAUUUAUAUGAUAUAUUCUUUUUGCUACAAGAUUUGGCCAAGAAACUGUUUUUAGAAGGUGAUAAAAUGUUACAGAGUGAGAAAUCCCAUAAAUUCACACCAUUAGAGCUCCAUGCAAUCAGUGAAAGAUUUAAAAUAGCUUGUCCACCAACGGAAAAACUGGAUCAAAUGUAUGACUUCAGUCAUAUUUUGGAUUUUUGUUCCCAAAUAACAUCAUUGAGUAUAGAGGGCAGUUAUCAAACUCUUGGCACCAGUAAUAUUGUGCCAAAUGAUUUAAAGUUUGAUCUUAUACCCUUUAAGUCUUUGAUGGAUUUAAAAAUUCUUGGUGUGCCUAUGGCCUGUAUACAAAGUGUUGGGAGUUUACGAGCAUCAUUGUGUACAUUAUCAGUAUUAACUGCUACAGUUGUAUCUCUUAAUGAAUUUCUACUAGUUGAUGUUCUACAUAAGGACCCAUCAAGUAUUACAGAUUCUAUGAUAUGGAAAAAAUUGACAAUCAUUAAUUUCUCAAGCAACAACAUAAACAAAGUUGACUGGGCUAUCCGUCUUGUACCAAAGUUGCAACACCUCAACCUAUCAUCAAACAAGUUGACAGAACUGUGUGAUAUAUCUUGCCUCCAUGAUCUCCAGGUAUUAAAUUUAUCAAUGAAUAAUUUCAGUACUUGCGAUAAUUGGCAUGCUAAAAUUGGUAACAUUGUAAAAAUUGAUUUGUCACAGAAUAAGGUUCAAUCACUACAGGGUUUCUCUAGAUUGUAUUCAUUGGAAAGUUUAGAUUUAAGCUGUAAUGUAAUCACAGAUGUUGAAGAGGUCCAGCAUAUAUGCAAAUUGCCUUGUUUAGAAUAUCUAUGGUUGACAGCUAAUCCUGUAGCCACAACCAUAGAUUAUAGAGUGAAGGUCAUGGAGCAAUUUAAUGCCAGAAUGUCAGAGCUUUGCUUAGAUAAUGAAAAAGCGUCCGAAAAAGAAUUGGAUACCGCAAGAGUUUUGCAAGCAUUAAGAGUAGUAAAGGAGGGUAAAACUCCAAGUUUCUUGCAAAAUAAUCAUACAAGUCAUAGUUUUCAUAGAAGUUGACAAUUUAUGUUUUUAUUAGUUAAUUCUAUUUAUAAAUAAAACCUUAAUAAUGUAUUUGAUACUUUAUAAAAGCAGUAUUUAGAAAAGCAUUCCUUUUUUGACAUGGUUUUUAUUUGCAUAGCAUAAUGCAAUUAAUUAUUGUUGAAAAUAUACACAAUUUCUGUCUAAAGACUUCUAUUUACCCUGUAAAAGUGUGGGAAAACUAAAGCUACGCAUAUGUAUUUUUAUAUAUAAUCUGAAAAUAAUAAGUUGUUAUCCAUCAAGAAAUUACGCCAAAAUCGUAACACUUGUAUUUUCAACUUCAGAUCAAUCAUGAAUUAAAGUUUAGCGUUCUUUAUCGUUUCUCAAAGACAAACAUCGUUUGUCUAAAGAUUUUGAGGUCUUCAUUGAAAGUACGUAAAACGAUGGCGAUGGUAUAUACAUUUUGCGAGCCUUAAUAGGAAUAGGUAAUCAUGACCCAGAGUCAAAAUGUAUUUACAUUUAAGGCAAUUUUAUAAACUAUUAAUUUUGUGAUACAAUGCAACUCCUUGUCCUCUAUUGAGUUUUAAUAUAAAUAUAACUGUCUAAAGUUACUAAUGUUGACUAAUAUUAUAGAUUACUUAUGAUUUAGAUAAAUAACCUUUUUUAGACCGGUUUUGUCAAACAAAAACCAGUCGCAAAGUUGAUGUUUAUUUGAGCCUAUAGAGUUAUAGUGAAAAUAUGAUAUUUUAAUGUUUAAGUUAUAUUAUAAAGAGCAAAUGUACAGUAGCUAUGUUUAACCAAAUUGUUUCUGGAACUUUAAUCAGACAACAAGAAUGUAAUUGAAGAACAAUUAUUGACAUUAUAAGAAUAAAGAAUAAGAAGUAUAUUUUAAGGAAAUAAGUUUUUACGUUACAAUUUGUAUCGAAUUCUAAGUUUAUGUUUUAUUAGAGUUACGCCCGUCUGUAGACAGCUUUAUCAAUUAAGUAAUCAGAAAACAGGCCCUUUUUCUUUUAAGAACUUUUUAUUAUACACUUGGACUUUAUUGUACCUAAAAAAAUUAACUGAAAACGGGGUUAUGUUAAACGGAAACCUUUUUGGUUAGGCCAUUUUUUACAUUCGCCAGUGUGUUUUUGAGUUUACACCAAAUGGUGUUAGCUAUCGUUUUUUAAUAGUAUUAUACUUGUGAUUUUAUUGUAAAACAUAUGAUAUGCGUUUUAAUAAAUAUAUUUACGUUA
This is a messenger RNA of Pieris napi, 2750 nucleotides long. Its product is annotated as nischarin. Gene Ontology annotation, molecular function: protein kinase binding; phosphatidylinositol binding. The transcript has 4 exons. Lineage: Eukaryota; Metazoa; Arthropoda; Insecta; Lepidoptera; Pieridae. The record is from RefSeq and is a predicted model, not a curated record. The coding region runs from base 157 to 1554 and encodes 465 amino acids. Gene Ontology annotation, cellular component: cytoplasm.